ACGGUUUUCUUUUCUUUUCCCCCAUACACCCACCACCUUCGUAGUAUUAGCUGGUAGCCUGUAAUAUCAUGGAAUCUCUUACUCGUGUCUCUAUGAGCGUCUGUCCGUUCGUCAAGGCCUCUUCUGCUCAAGCUCUUCGUCAAAUCAGCAAGAGCUCAGGUUUAGCCAACCAAGCUCGUCAAUGUCCAUUUAUGGGUGCUGCUAUGAGUGCCAAGGAGUCUUCCAGAAACUAUUCAUCUGCUUCUCGUCCAGUCAAUGCCACUGCUGCCAACCCUGUUUCAGACAGAAGUGCUACCGCUAGUCCUUAUGCCUUUACUGGAUCCAAUCUUUCCAGUCAAAGCGUUGAUGUUAAUGAAAAAGUUUCUUCAACUUCUUCAUCAGGCUCUCAAUUUGAUUACCAAGGAUUCCUUAACAAUGAGCUCCACAAGAAGAGAUCAGACAAGUCCUAUCGUUUCUUCAACAAUAUCAACAGAUUGGCCCAAGAGUUCCCAUUAGCUCACCGUGCUGAAGAACUGGACAAAGUUGCCGUCUGGUGUUCUAAUGAUUACCUUGGAAUGGGUAACAAUAAACAAGCUCUCGAUGAAAUGAAGCGUGUUUUGGACAAGUAUGGAACUGGUGCCGGUGGUACUAGAAACAUUGCCGGCCAUAACCUUCUGGCAAUUCGUUUGGAGGCUGAAUUGGCUGCUCUUCAUAAACAUGAAGCUGCUUUGGUCUUUUCCUCUUGUUUCGUGGCCAACGAUGCAGUCUUGUCUCUUUUCGGACAAAAAAUCAAGGAUUUGGUUAUCUUCUCGGAUGAAUUAAAUCAUGCUUCAAUGAUUCAAGGUAUUCGUAAUUCAAGAGCUAAGAAGCAUAUCUUCAAGCACAACAACUUGAAAGAUUUGGAAGAAAAACUUGCCCAAUACCCUAAAUCAACUCCUAAGUUGAUUGCCUUUGAGUCUGUUUAUUCCAUGUGUGGUUCCAUUGCUCCAAUCGAAGCCAUUUGUGAUUUGGCUGAAAAAUACGGUGCCUUGACCUUUUUGGAUGAAGUUCACGCCGUUGGUAUGUACGGUCCACACGGUGCUGGUGUUGCCGAACAUUUGGAUUUUGACGCUCAACUUAAGGCUGGACUUGCAUCCCCACCAACUCAAACUGUUAUGAACAGAAUUGACAUGGUCACUGGUACUCUUGGAAAAGCUUAUGGAUGUGUUGGAGGAUACGUUACCGGUAAGGCCAACUUGAUUGAUUGGUUUAGAUCUUAUGCUCCAGGUUUUAUUUUCACUACUACUUUGCCUCCAAGUGUUAUGGCAGGUGCUGCUACUGCCAUCCGUUAUCAAAGACAAACAUUAAAAGACAGAAUUGCCCAACAACAAAAUACUCGUUAUGUUAAGAACAAUUUGGAAAAAAUCGGUGUUCCAGUUAUUCCUAACCCAUCUCAUAUCGUUCCAAUUUUGGUUGGAAAUGCUGCUGAUGCCAAGAAGGCUUCUGAUUUGUUAUUAAACAAGCACAACAUUUAUGUUCAAGCUAUCAACUUCCCAACUGUUCCAAUUGGCGAAGAACGUUUAAGAAUUACUCCUACCCCUGGACAUGGCCCAGAAAUCGCUAACCAAUUACUUGAUGCUGUUGAUUCCGUAUUCAAGGAAUUGAACUUGUCCAAGAUUUCUGAUUGGGAAAACAAGGGAGGUCUUUGUGGUGUUGGAGAAGGAAACCCAGCUAUUGAACACUUGUGGACCGAAUCACAAUUGGCUUUGACCGACAAGGACUUGAACCCAAAUGUUAUUGACCCAGUCAUUCAACAUGUUGGUGUAAGUUCCGGUGUUAGUGCUUAAACCAAACACGCAUGAGACUUCGUGUUGUUACUACGCUUUGUUAUUGUACCUUGUUUGUUAUCGUCAAGUUGUGGGUGUGUUUUUUAUUCCUAUAUAGGUUUUUUUACUCAUAAACGGAUUCCAAAAGAA
[Candida] anglica is the source of this 1934-nucleotide messenger RNA. Lineage: Eukaryota; Fungi; Ascomycota; Pichiomycetes; Serinales; Debaryomycetaceae. The record is from the annotation of a GenBank genome assembly.